Molecule: messenger RNA, 998 nt
Organism: Dermacentor silvarum
Lineage: Eukaryota; Metazoa; Arthropoda; Arachnida; Ixodida; Ixodidae
Product: three prime repair exonuclease 2
Exons: 3
Coding region: 349-888 (179 amino acids)
Biological process (GO): DNA catabolic process
Cellular component (GO): cytoplasm
Molecular function (GO): nucleic acid binding; 3'-5'-DNA exonuclease activity
Source: RefSeq, a predicted model, not a curated record
CGGGCGUAAGCAAUAUAGCCACCGCAAUGCAGCGACGAUAGCGUGGCUUCGAUGCACGGAAAUCAUUCAAUGCGGGCCCCUUAUCGCGGCGGCAGCGAAGCGGCGUUCUUUAUUCUACGGAAGCGGUGUGUCCGCCUCUCGUGCUCGGUUGCGACGCGCACGCGAUGGCUCUCGGCGGGCUGGUGUUCCCCGCGUGCGGCCGUACGUAAAGCAUGCGGAGGGCUGCGGCAAUCAGUGGCAACUAACUGAUUAGACCGCGGCAGUCGGAUCGCAACGCUGCAGCACGUGAACGAACCAUCGGGCUGGACACAAGCGGCUGAAAGACGGACGUCGCCGACCACAGUCGUCAUGGGCAGGCCGCCGGGGCAGCCGCGACAAAUUGAGACCCUGGCAUUUUUCGACUUUAAUACAACCGGCCUGCCAGGUUAUAUGCCACGGCGCAAGGUGAACGUGAUUGAGUUGCCGCUGAUUGCUGUGCCACGGAAGCUUCUGAAGAUUCCACUGCGCUACCAGCACAAACUCACCUUUUACGUGCAGCCACAGAAUGCCAUUACGGUGGAUGUUGCCCGAAUCAGCGGUUUGAACAUCUGGGAUCUGCAGAGGUGCCCAUCCUUUGGCGAAGUCGCCGACGUUGUGAAGUUCCUGUACACCCUGCAACAGUCCAUCUGUCUUGUGGCGCACAAUGGCGACAAGUUUGACUUUCCGCUGCUGCGAGCCGAGUUGCACACCUCUCCCGGCAUCGACCUGACAGCCUUCUUCUGCUGCGACUCACUACCAGCAUUCCGCGAUAUCUUGGGUGAUGCUGCUGACCUUCAGGAGGUGACUGAGGUCACAGCACUGGGUGAGCUUGGUAAAGAUUUUUGGGAAGCCUUCGAAAAUACAAUGUGACGUCGGUGAAGGACAGUAAUGACGAGCUACAGUCCCAGCCUUUGGAGAGGCCAACAGAGUCGACACCACAGGAUAAACCUUCAUACAAUGAACAGACUGGGCAGCGCUCC